Messenger RNA from Stegostoma tigrinum, 1553 nucleotides. Its product is annotated as lens fiber major intrinsic protein-like. Gene Ontology annotation, cellular component: plasma membrane. The transcript has 4 exons. Gene Ontology annotation, molecular function: water channel activity. Lineage: Eukaryota; Metazoa; Chordata; Chondrichthyes; Orectolobiformes; Stegostomatidae. The coding region runs from base 75 to 869 and encodes 264 amino acids. The record is from RefSeq and is a predicted model, not a curated record. Gene Ontology annotation, biological process: transmembrane transport.
AGGAGUGAGGAGAUAAUUUCACCUUUUUUUAUUUUCUGUUUUCUUUUAAUAGUCUGCUUUUUGAAGGAUCGGGAAUGAUGUGGGAGCUGAAGUCUAUCUCCUUUUGGAGGGCAGUCUUUGCAGAGUUUUUUGCCACCAUGCUCUUCGUGUUUUUUGGACUGGGCUUUACCAUGCGAUGGUCUCCGGGCCCCAUGAACGUGCUGCUGGUUUCUCUGGGUUUUGGCUUUGUCCUGGCUGCCCUGGUACAGGCGGUUGGACAUGUCAGCGGGGCACACCUCAACCCGGCCGUUACCUUCGCCUACCUGCUGGGGGCGCAGCUGAGCAUAUUCCGCUGUGUAAUGUACAUUGUCGCUCAGCUCCUGGGGGCAGUGGCGGGGGCAGCAGUGCUGUAUGGGGUCACCCCUCCCUCAGUACGGGGCAACCUGGGGCUCAACACGCUGCACGCUGGAGUGGGUCUGGGCCAGGGUACAGCUGUGGAGAUAUUCCUUACUCUUCAGUUCGUACUCUGUAUUUUUGCCACAACAGACGUUCGCAGAAAUGGAUUCAUGGGCUCAGCUGCUAUCAUCAUUGGUUUUUCUCUCACUGUGGGUCACUUCUUUGGGCUGUAUUACACAGGAUGUGGAAUGAAUCCAGCCCGUUCCUUUGCACCAGCCAUACUUACUAGAAACUUUGGAAACCACUGGGUAUUCUGGGUAGGUCCUCUGAUAGGAGGUGCUAUAGCAGCACUGCUUUAUGAUUUUAUCCUCUUCCCCAGGAUGAGAGGUGUUUCAGAGAGACUUGCUAUUCUUAAAGGAGCUCACCCUCCAGAAGCUGAGGGGCAACAAGAACCUCGGAGUGAGCCCAUCGAACUCAAAACACAAGCCUUAUAAAAAGCUAUUUUAAGAAAGGAGUUUACAACACAAGAACUAUCCUAUCAUCAAGUGACAUUGUGAAAUUUACUUUGUUGUUACUGAAAAAGUGUGCUUGAAAGAACAUGAAUGCUGUUAAUGUCCCCAGUGAGUCAUAGAUAAGAUGCUGUAUCUACAAUUACUGUACAGACAGGAAGGUAUCUGCAAAAAACAAAAACACAACUGAAGAUAGAUUCCCUACUGUGUGGAAGCAGGCUAUUGAGUCCACAACAACCUUCCAAACAGCAUCUCACCCAAACCCACCCCCUACCCUACCCUACCCCUGUAACCUUGCAUUCUCCAUGGCUAAUCCACCUAACCAACUCAUCCCUGGACACAAUGGAAAAUUUAGCAUGGCCAAGCCACCUAACCUGCACAUCUUUGGAUUGUGGGAGGAAACUGGAACACCCAGAGGAAAACCAUGCAGACACAGGGAGAAUGUCUGUCUGGAACUUGCAGUCGCACAAGGUUGGAAUCGAACCCGGGUCCCUGGUGCUGUGAGGCAGCAGUGCUAACCACAGAGCGCCAUGCCUAAUUAAGAUUAAUUACUCAAAUUACUCAAGGAUUUGAAUGUAAUAAUCCACUCAUUAAUUGGCAAAAAGCCUAUUUAGAAAUGGGUUAUCAGGAACCUUUUUGACUAUGCUUUACAUUAAAACAUAUAAUCUA